UGUGUAUACUAAAAUCUGUUAUUUGUUGGCAGCGCAUUAAUUCAAACUGCUUUCUGAGGUGUUUUCGAUGUUCAGAUUGGGGCAUGCUGCGGGAUAUAAUAUAUAAGGGAAAGGAAUUAGCUGACAAAGUGUAGGUUCUGGUAAUUCAAAAUUACUUUAGAAGAACGAAUAUAAUGAUGAAUUACACGGAGGCGGAAAUGAAGGUUCGAGAAGCAACUAAUGAUGAUAUGUGUUGUCCAAGUGGUCGUCUUUUACAAAAGUUGGCAGAUUAUACUUAUACCUAUGAAACAUGCUUGGAAGUCAUGUCAACUUUAUGGAAAAGAAUGCAUCCUGAAGAUAGGCUGAGUUGGGGGAGGGUUUAUAAGGCAUGUAUAUUUAAAAAGGGAGCUUCAUUCAUCACUAUGUCUUUUAAAUGUGUUCAAGGUGUCUCUCGUGUGCAAAUAAUUUCGUAGGCAAUAUAACUCAUUAAUCUUGAUACGGUGUCUGCAAAGUUUGUCACAUUUUAGCCAUAUAAAUUAUAGAAAUCUACUGAAACUGUAGAGCCAAACAGUAAAUAGUCAAGCCUAAACGCAACAAAAUAUGUUGAUAAUAGAAAUCCUGAAGCUGAUUUCACUUUUAUAACACUUCAUAUGUCAUUUGACCUUACCUUACUUAAUUUUGGCCUUGCUAAAUUAUGACCUGGGUUGUCGACUUGUCUUAUCAGUGAGCGACAAUAUUUCAUGUCGUCAGAUUAUGGUGACCUUGUGUCUGAUGUAGCCACAACAUCAUAUGUACGCAGGAUAAGUUAAUUAGUCACUUUACGUGUGUAACCGACUCGAUCUCGAUUUUUGAAUUUCCAGGGAACAAUUUGAUGACCAGUUCUAGAUAAACGGAACAAUAAUAAUUGACACCAUGAUUGAUGGAUAGACGGUAACCCAACUUAAGGCCAUAUCAACCCACAACAAGCAUUUUGGUAGAAUUAGUGUCUCACCCUUUCUUUAUAUGCAAAGCAGUUACGCCAUUUCAACAUUUGGGUUUAUGCCCCUUGAACCUGUUUUGGCACAUUUACCUCAUAUUCAAGACCUAAACUCUGUGUUCAAAUCUCACAAUCCAGGUCUGCCUGAUGUAUGUUAACUACCAGGUGCUGGACUAUCUUGUGUAGAUUCCAAAAGUUAACGAAGAGACCUUGAGUUUUCAAAGCUUCGGUAGAUUUCGCCUUGGAUUUAUCUGUAAUUUCGAGUCUUUGGUUGUCCUUACCUUUCUUUUGAAAAAUGGUUCUGAUUAUGUGUUACAAAGUGCUCAAGAUCAUAUAUACGACAUUCGUACACUCGAAUCUUUUCGGUAUUUUGAUGAGAAUGGAAAGGAUCAAGGAAUGAAUGUUCGCAUCAGAGUUCAAGAAGUAAUCGACCUUAUACAAGACUCAGAAAAGUUACAGCAAGAACGUCAAAAGGCCAGGGCUAGUCGACACAUUUACACAGGUUAUGGAAAUACCAAUGAUUUAGAUUGGGGUUAUUCUUCAUAUAAGAAUGGUGGAGAUUACGGUCAAAGAUCUGAUUCACUUGAUGACUAUGAUAAAGAAACUUACGCAUCCAAAAACUUUACAUUUCAAUCGCGUGCCAAACCUAGAGUGACAAUAUCCGAACAUAAAUCAGACCUACCCCCGCCUAGGUUGGGUAAUUUUGAUGAUUGGCAUGUGGGUAAAGAACGUGGUGUAAUGGACGAUGUUUUAGAGCAGUUCAAAGAAGCGUGGGAUUUGGCCAAAGAAUCUACUAAGGAUUUAAUUUUCUCCAAAAAUCCUCAAGAUAAUAGAUCAAAUGAGUUCAAUCCACGUAUGGUUUCUGAAGAAGUUUACGAGUUCCCAUCAAAUGCUGUUGAAUCCAGUGGAACAUAUGAAGCGAAAACCCAGUCAUCCUAUGGGGAUUAUUAUGCACAGAAUGAAUUUUCAUCGAAAAAAAUUUCAAGAUCCAGUAAAUGUAAUAGUGUUGAUAGUCGUGUUAAUAAUAAUAAUAAUAACGGCGACACACAUACAUCACAAUCUAAUGAAAAAUCUCUGGGCCAAGUUAUUGUGACACCUAGAAAUCAAAGUACUGAAAAGAAAGACAACAUAAAGCCAAGACCACCAUCCUGUGAUUUGUUAGAUUCAUUUGAUAGUGGUAAUAGUAUCAUUAAAUCAGAUCAAAUGAUAGAUCUGUUUGAUGCAAUAUGCAGUUCACCAACAUCAACUACAACUGAUGUACACUCUCAGCGGCAACAGCCAGCGCAAAUGGGAUUCGAAAUUAAUUGGCCUAGGAAUGUAUUAACACCAUCAGGCGUAUCUUUAAAUACCAAUUCAAUUCAAAAUCAUGCUACUGCACCAUGUCAAAACCCUGAUAAUUGGUUAGAUAAUGAGUUUGGUGAUUUCACUUCAGCACCAUCUGUACAGUUUCCUGCGAAUACUGGUCCAACAGAUUCAUCCCUCGAUGGUAUCUUUUUUUCCAACUUUUCAAAUACUGAGGCUUAUUCAUCCAAUCAAAAUUCUCAUCAAAACAAGCAAACUGAGGAAUUCAAACAACACGUGGUUCAAUCCAAUCCAAUUUCACCAUCCAAAUCUAAACCGCUAAACAUUGGCAAUACAUGGAAAGAGUUAGGAUCAUUAAGUAUUGAUUUAGAUUCAUUAGCGAAACCGGAAAAAUACGGUGCGCGAACACAAGCACCGAGUCUACAUCAAUUAAAACAAAAUCAACAGCGUGUUCAAUAAUGGAUGGUUUUAGAUGUGUACCGUUUUCCUUGCUGAUUGUUUAAAAAGAAAAAUAAUAGAUAUAAAUAACUGAUAGAAAAUCAUUUAACCACGUUUUGGAAACGAGAUUAUUUUUUAUCCUAAUACUUACGUCUGCGAUGACCAAUGGUAUUGAUGUGGAUAAUGAUGAUAUUUCAUAAAUGUAUUUCAGCUCAAUAAAUUGCUCUGCUCUUUCCUUAUUUCGUUGGUUUUUAUUCCACAUACAUUGUUCUUAUUAAUUGACUUAUCUUGGAAUGAAAUAGAAUCUAGUUCACUUAAUUCCGUUAUUUAUUUAUGUGGUUUCAUAAAUUGUGUUUGUUUUAUGUAUAAUUGUGUGUCUGUAUCUAUAUGUAUGAGUGAUGAUCUUGAAUGUACUUGUACGUCAUAUUUGUCUACUUUUCUGUAUGUACAGGGAUUUCUUUUUCUAAGAAAAUAAAUAUUUGUCUUUCAAAUAGUAUUUUCUCAUCAGAACUUAUUUACACUUGAAAAUUCUAAUUCCAUUUAAUGUAAUUGAUUAUUUAAACAGUAAUUACAUUUUACCCCAUUUUAUUUUUACCGUUAUCAUUAUUUCUUAAUUUUUAGUUCAAGCUUCUGUGAUUAUGCAACAGUGAAUGCUAAACGUUUAUUCUUUGUUAAUCUAUUUUCGAAUGUUGCAUAUGAAUACAUGUAUUCGUGAAUAUAUUUAUAGGAAAACGGUUAAAAAAUAAUUUAGUCAUAGGAUAAAUAUUUAAAUACAAUAAUGUGCCUUAUUUAAUUUACUUGUUUACUUGACUUGUCUUCGACUUAUUUUCAACAUAUCUAACUUACGUUUAUAUUCAAUUAUGAUUUGAUUGAUACUUAUCUAUCAUUACUUGUUGUUUUGUUAUAAAAACGACAUUGUCUAUGUUAUGCUGUGAUUAAUUUGUAUAAUUCGUUUACAUACAGCCACACACACAUAAUGGGUUAUCAAAAUGUUUAUUGUUUUUGCUAUAUUAGUUUGUUUUAACUGAUCCUUUGUAAAAGUAAAAGAAAUAAAUAUUAUUUAGUAA
This is a messenger RNA of Schistosoma haematobium, 3762 nucleotides long. RefSeq names its product Clathrin interactor 1 (gene CLINT1). Gene Ontology annotation, cellular component: endosome; plasma membrane; clathrin vesicle coat. Gene Ontology annotation, molecular function: clathrin binding; phospholipid binding. NCBI's taxonomy places the organism in Eukaryota, Metazoa, Platyhelminthes, Trematoda, Strigeidida, Schistosomatidae. The coding region runs from base 1352 to 2716 and encodes 454 amino acids. The record is from RefSeq and is a predicted model, not a curated record. The transcript has 8 exons. Gene Ontology annotation, biological process: endocytosis.